Indicator indicator is the source of this 3270-nucleotide messenger RNA. It is a transcript of the gene BUB1B, whose product is annotated as BUB1 mitotic checkpoint serine/threonine kinase B. The record is from RefSeq and is a predicted model, not a curated record. Bases 10 to 3270 code for a protein of 1086 amino acids. Gene Ontology annotation, biological process: mitotic spindle assembly checkpoint signaling; protein phosphorylation; meiotic sister chromatid cohesion, centromeric. Gene Ontology annotation, molecular function: ATP binding; protein kinase activity. The transcript has 23 exons. NCBI's taxonomy places the organism in Eukaryota, Metazoa, Chordata, Aves, Piciformes, Indicatoridae.
GAGGCUGCCAUGUCCCAGGAUUGCAACAACGAGUGGGAGCUGCACAAAGAGAAUGUGCAGCCCCUCCGUCAGGGGCGGGUCAUGGCCACCCUUCAGGAAGCCCUGGCUCAGCAAGAGACCUCUACCCACACCACUCUUCAGCUCAAAAAACAGGAAUUUGAAUCAGAAAUCCGAUUUUACUCUGGAGAUGAUCCACUGGAUGUCUGGGACCGGUACAUCAAGUGGACAGAGCAGACCUUCCCCCAGGGUGGAAAGGAGAGCAAUCUUGCUGCAAUCCUGGAAAGGGCAGUGAAAGCUUUCCAUGAACAGCAGAGAUACUACAAAGAUCCUCGCUUUCUUAACCUCUGGCUCAAGUUUGCAAAUUACUGUACUGAGCCCUUGGAUGUGUACAGUUACCUACAUAGCCAGGAGAUUGGUACAACACUGGCACUGCUCUACAUCACCUGGGCAGAAGUACUUGAGGCUAGAGGAAGUUUUAGGAAGGCAGAUCUGAUAUUGCAGGAAGGUCUUCAGCGCAAGGCUGAGCCUUUGGACAGACUCCAGUCCUACCACCGGCAGUUUCAGACCCGUGUUUCUCGGCAGACGCUACUGGGGCUUGAGGAAACUCCUGAGAAGGACACAGAUCUUCUGGAAGCUGCAGAACCCCAGAGAAGUUCCUUGGCAGAUUUGAAAGGCAGGGGCAAGAAAAAAAUGAAAGCCCCAGUUGGUCGUGUAGGAGAUGCACUGAAAUCCAUCAACCAAACAAGAAGCACCCAGGCUCUAACUUCUCAGCAGCUUUCAAAUAAUCCUGGUUUUGCUGUGUUUGAUGAAAAUUCAGCUUCUGGACCUGAGAUUCCUGUGAUUACACCACAGCCUUGGGCAGCACCUCCAGUUCCACGGGCCAAGGAGAAUGAACUAAGUGCAGGACCAUGGAACUCUGGCAGGCGUCCUCGCAGUGGGGCAAGGUCUACGGUAGAAGUCCCCUACCCACAGCCCAAUUUCACCCUGUACGUGGAUGAGUCAGCUCAGCAGCAAGUCAUGACUCCUUGCAAAAUUGAACCCAGCAUAAACCGUGUCUUGAGUGCUCACAAACCUGAGAAAGAGGAGGACCCACUCCAGAGAGUGCAAAAUCAGCAGCAGGAGAUUCAAGAAAAUAAAGAGGUGGUGAUGUACUGUAAAGAGAAAGUUUAUGCUGGAGUUGAUGAAUUCUCUUUCGAAGAGAUCCGAGCUGAAAUCUACAGAAAAAGAGCAAAACUGAAAGCUGAAGAGGAGAUGCAGGCCAUAGCUCAGAAGAAGGAGGAAUUACAGAAGAAAAUUGAGGAGAUGGAGAAGAAUUUAAAGAAAAUGAUUGCUGAGUGGCAACUACCACCUGAACAGGCAGCAGCAGUUCUAACAGGAGCUUUUUCACUGCCUGUGGAACUGCAAAGAUGCACUCCUUCCAAUGCAACAGAAGUUGAGGACAAACAGUCCCAGUUGAAAAGCGAAGUCCAGGUCUUCGAAGAUACUCUGCUCCAUAAAACAUCUUCUGAGGAGGUUAGCCAGUCUCCUGAUGAAUGCUCGGAUGCACAAAUUGAUAAUGUGUUUUUAAACUCGGAGGAGGAACAGCAAAAUGAGGCUGGACUUGGGAAAAAAGCUCUCUCUUACCUACCUGGUCAGGACAAGCCUUUCACCAUAUUUGAUGAAUCCUCUACUUUGGAAAAUCAGAGUGUAAGUUGUUCUGCAGAUCACACAAGGGAAAGUGCCCGGCGCCCUCUUGCUGUUCGUAAACCUUCAGAAUCUCUUACUGCAAAGGAAAACAUCCCACCAGAAGCCUGUGAAGAGCUGAAUGCAAUUGAACCUUUGACUGAAGAUGCAAUAGUGACAGGCUCCUACAAGUACAAAAGCUUUUGUGCCAACCCGGAAGACACGUGUGACUUCGCUCGGGCUGCCCAUCUGGCCUCAACACCCUUUCAUGGGGUGGCAGCUCAGAGAGUCCCAGCUCCUCUUUCACAGAGGGACCUGAAGGAAAACAGCCCAGAAUCUAUGAGUGCACCUUUGAACCAGGUCACAACAGUUUGUGAGGCUCUCUGUGUAAAUAAGCUGAGCCCCAUUAUGGAAGCAAGCCUGGAAGAUACUCACUCAACAGGUUCUUCUGUCUCCUCGGGAUCUUCUCUUUCCACUGUUACACAAACAUCCACCAUUAAAUGCCUGCCUAUCCCUGAGAAACUGGAACUUGCCCAGAGCUUGCCUGCUGAUUCUGGAGGUAUCAGUGAAAAUAUUACUGGUGAUGUAACUCGCUUCCUGUGGAGUGCUGAACAACGUAUGAAGCUGUUAGAUCCUCUGCCAGCACUGUUGACUGCUGCUCCACAUUUUCAUCUCAAGACUGGUGCUCUGCCUGCCAUGGAGGUGGAGGAGGACAUUGAGCUUGGAAAUGAGACUUACUGUAUCAAAAGGGAAUACUGGACCAGUGAAGAGUACAAGAUGAUUUUUGCCAUUUCAGCUGAUUCUCACCUGCUGCAUACAAAGGGGUUUGUCAUAAAGGUGUAUUCUCAGCCCGUGCCUUGGGAUUUUUAUGUCACGCUUGAGUUACAGAAGCGUCUGAAUGCUGACUUUGACGAAAGCUUCAGUGAGAACUGCAGCUGCUUCUUGUAUCAGGAUGGCUGCGUCCUUCUGCACAGUGACAUCAACUACUUCACACUGGGGGAUGUUAUUCAUGUCUCCAAAUCCAUCACGGAAGAAAUUAUCCUGCUGGUUGUUCAUGACCUUCUUGUUGUGGUAGAGAAACUCCACAAAGCAGAGAUUGUCCAUGGAGAUCUGAGACCAGAGGUGUUCUUUCUGGGAGACAGGAUCUGUGAUCCCUUUGCUAAUAAUGUGUCAAAAGCUCUGAAGAUAGUGGAUUUCUCUCACAGCCUGGAUUUGAGAUUGCAGUCUCAAGUAAGUUUGCUGAACAGCUUUCCCAUAGUUCAGACUCCUCAUGGACAGCAGCUUCUGGCAGAGAGUUCUCUUCCAUAUCAGGUUGACUUGGUUGGGAUUGCAGAUAUAAUCCAUUUGCUGCUGUUUGGGGAUCACAUCCAGGUUUAUCAAGAGAAUUCCCUCUGGAAAAUCAGCCAAAAUAUAUCCAAGGCUCGUGACAGUGAUUUCUGGAGUAAACUUUUGGGGAGAAUUCUGAAUGCAGAUGGUAAGUCCACAGUGCCUCUGCUGAAGGAGCUAAGAGAGGAAAUAAGUGACAUGUUUGACAGCUGCUUUCAAGAACGUCUUAUGUACUCCUUAAUGGCACUGGGACAAACUUUGCUUGUGGAGGACUUUGUGUGA